Molecule: messenger RNA, 1340 nt
Organism: Prosopis cineraria
Lineage: Eukaryota; Viridiplantae; Streptophyta; Magnoliopsida; Fabales; Fabaceae
Product: F-box protein At1g47340-like
Exons: 1
Coding region: 1-1107 (368 amino acids)
Molecular function (GO): protein binding
Source: RefSeq, a predicted model, not a curated record
AUGGAAGGCGACGCACAAUAUCUUCCCGAGGAAGUUAUCAGAAACAUUCUCACGCGACUUCCGGUAAAAUCCCUAAUUCGAUUUCAAUGCGUCUGCAAACAUUGGAAAAAUCUCAUCAAGAGCCCAUCUUUCAUCGCUGACCAUCUUCACCACUCCAAUCUUCAAAACCCUCUUCUUCUUUGCGAAUACAAUGACAGAGAGUCCCUUAUGAACUUACGUUUGCUUGACCGCGAGAUGCAAUUUCUUGAAGUCGAAACAGAACCUCUGAUGGAUUCCUUGCAUAAUCCUAUGAUCAUAGGUUCCAGCAACGGCUUGAUUUGUCUUCGCCUUUGCACUAAUAAGAAUGGAAAAUAUAGUGUUUCUCUUUUAUUGUGGAAUCCAAGUAUUAGAGAGGUCAGACAGAUAUAUAUUAAUUAUUUAGGGUUCUAUUUAUUUGCAGGAUUUGGCUUCAGUCCAAUUCUUGAUGAUUACAAGAUAUUGAUAAUUCAUCCGACUCGGUAUUCAGCGCAAGUGUACUCAGUAGGCUCAGGGUCAUGGAACGGAGUGGAUUGUACAAUCUUAAACGACUGGCAUGAUCUUCACGAUGAUCCCAUCACUGUAAAUGGAUUUAUGUAUUGGAUUGGAUCAAAGGAGGAUGAGAAUGACCUUUUCGUGGUCUCAUUUGAUAUGGCAAUGGAAUUGUUUACUUUGAUAUCUCCAAUAAGCCCUCGUGAAGGAAGAGGAACAAUAAAGCUUACUGUUUAUGAGAAUAAACUUGGUCUGCUUUCUGUUAUUAGUGAAAACCAGAAUUCUUUUGUAACUAAUUUAUGGGUUAUGGAGGAAGUUACAGGUACAAUUCGGGAGACAUGGAGUUGGACGAAGAAAUAUACUAGCAACCCUUUAACUGGAAUGCUUGCAUGUCCAGUAACUAUGUGGAAUAAUGAAAUUGUCUGCGAUGUAUAUUUUGGGGAUGAGUGUGAACCAAAAAUUUUUCUGAUCAAUAUCACUACUAGUGAAUUGAAGAUGGUUAAUGACCCCUUGUUCAACCUUGAUCUAUGUGAUGCUUUCAAUUAUGUGGAAAGCCUUGUAGCAGUUGGAGGAAUCAAAUCUACUACGAUGUUUGUGUAGUGAUAUUGAAUGGAGCAAAAGCUAUUCCAUCUCCAUUCAAUCUCAUUAUACUAUAAUCAGUUCAAGACAUUUCCAGUCCACAAGAUCUUGCAGUGUUUUUUAUUUUAUUUUAAUUUCAUUGAUAUUUAAGGAAGAAAUUGUUUAAAUAUAUCGGUUUCUUGAGGUAGCAAGUUCUCCGCCUUACAAAGGAGUGUGUGUUCUUUGGAUCAUUAUAUUGGUGAAUAAGAAGAGUA